AUGAAGUUCGGAGAGACGCUGAGGGCUCGAUCCAUCCCUGAGUGGGCACAUUUUAAUAUUGCCUAUGACGAGAUUAAAUACCUUAUCAAACAACACACGACCAACGACGCCGUCCCCGGCAAAUCCGUUGCGAUCCCCGGACAUGAAGAUGUCCGGGACGACGAGUUUGCGAAGGAUCUAUACCGCGUGCUCGAGAAGGAGCACGCGAGGACUUGCUUGUUCGUGAAGAGCAAGAAAGGAGAGGUCGAGAGGAGGCUAGAACUCGGUUCUAACGCUCGUGGAUUAGCGGACCUGAGGAAACGUUACCUUGCCAUCCAGGAGCGGUAUGAAGCCGCUCCGAGGAAACGCAUUCCGCCGAGGCGGUUGGAGAAGUUCGCGCAAUUGGAGAAUGAAAUUUUGAGGGCCGGUCAAAUAUUGAAAUCACUUUCCCGCUUUAUGGUCACACAGUACACGGCGUUCCAGAAGUUGCUGAAGAAGUAUCGACGAUGGACGAACGACACGGAGCUCCCGGAUCGAUUUCGCGAGAAAGUCUUGGGAAGACCGGGGGGCUUGCAGCGAGAGAACUUGGAUCCGCUGUUGGAUGAAUGGACACUGUUGCUGGCGGAAGUCCGGAGUCUCGUAACAACGCGAGCUGACGAUAGGCAGCUGCGUACGCUCAUCGGCGGGAAGGCGUCCGUGAUUAACGCUGCUUCUACCACGCGGAAAUCACCCGAUCCGACGGACCUUCCGGGGAUGGGAGCUGCCGGACGGAAAUGCUCUUCCCUUGAUUUCGACACGGGCAUUGCUACCCUCAGCUUUGAUCAGAAGUCCAAGCAUGCCUCGUACUGGAUUCACACCGACCAUAUCAUCGAAUUGCAUGUUCUCCUCCUCCAGCACUUGAAGCUUUUCUCUCCCAGCGAGCAAGACAAGCCCCGGCUAAGGACUGCAACAUCCUCAAGGAACAUCAGUCGACGACUGAGUGCUGAUAGUGGCAAUGGCCAAUCCAUAAUAGAGGGAGCAGAAGUUGGCUGUGUGAUCGUCGACGAUCUGGAGUUGUACGGGGAGAAACAGAGCGGCGGUGCCGAACCCGUAGCGCCGGCCGCCCUCGCUCGAUGGACGUCAACUGGCGAGGGGCGAGUGAUCGUUCCUAGAGAGGGUGCCACUGGGUUUGACGUUGCCCCUGUCAAACGCAAGCGACUUUCUGGGUUCCUCGAUCUUCACAAUGAAUAUAUCUACAGCCAACGCGGCUCGGGGAUCGCCUUAGGCAAACGAUCGAAUCCGAAUGGCGCACCGUCCUCGAAAUCGAGUGUAGGAGCGGAUGAAUCGUCGUUACAGCAAAAGGAGCGUGAUGAAAGGAACGUUCGGUCAUGGUUGAUGGAGCAUCCGAACCUGAAACCGCAGGCCACGGUCAUGUCGCAGCGGACAAGGUUUGUCGGCCUGACGAACAAUGCGGAGCAAGGGAUAUGGGUGGCACUGGAUCGUGGAUUGGAAAUCUACCCCGGACUGGAGACAACACCAGGCGAUUCGAAUUCCGUCCUCGGAGAGCAACGUGCUCCCAUCCACUUUCCCUUUGCCCUACUCACGGUUUUGUCCGUCGGUCCUCAUAACUUGUUCAAAACGCUGGACUCCUCCCAUCUGCUCCAGCGCGUCUUCAAUUUCAACCUCGCCACCCAUGCCAUCUGGGAAUGCCACCUACCAGCGGACCUGAUGUCCCCUCCCUCGUGGCUUGACCUGCUGUCCAAGGACAUCCGGAAGAUCCCGAAAGACGCGACCCCCCGGCGGCGACGCAGCACGAAUCCGCGAAUUACCCCCACGUCCUCCGGCCAGGCGAGCAACGCCCAGAGCGCGGGGAACAUCAGCAGCGGCGCCGAACGAGCAAGCCGGGGAGGCGAAACGUCAGCGACAUCGAUUACGAUAGCGAGCGAAUCCGGCGGUGCGGAUGCCCGAUCUUCUGUUGUGAUUGCAGAUAUUGCUGUGCCUCCUAGCGGUGCCGAACCGUAUCGUUCCCAGCACAAAUCCCGAGGCCAACACUGGGAGCGCAUUUCCCGCGCGCGACGCGCUCGCAUACAAGUUGCCGAGGCCAACCGCCUCGGUGGCCAUCCGAAGUUACUAUCGGCCAACGCGGCGCGGUACUGGUCUGAGUACGACAACCCCGAAGACGAAUCGAACGAGAACGCCUACGUCAUCUACAUCGACCCCAACGAUCACGGCACCCCCUUUCUCGAUUUCUUCUCCUCCCUCCCCACCCGCAUCGCCUCCCUUUUCUCCGCUGCCGAUCCGCCCAUCGACGAUUCCUCUCCCCUCAUCGAAUCCGAUGACUUUCCCACCCACAGGUCCACCCUCCACCGACCCAGCACCUCCUCCUCCUCCUCCUCCUCCUCCUCCUCCGCCGCCGACUCCGACAACUCCCCAACAACCACUCACCCUCCCCGCGCCUAUAGCACAUUCGCCCCCCCCUCCCAACCCACGCCCCCCCCGUGCCCGCUCCCAACAUCACCGUCUCCAUCCAUCCACACACCCUCUUCCCUACCUCUCCCCCCUCCGCGCCACCGCCGCCGCCCACGCCCUCCUCCGCCGCCGCGUCGCCUGGGCCUGCGUCCUCGCCGCCGCGCUCCUCGCCGGCGUCGUAGCGCUUUUGAUCAGUGUCGGACGGCACCGGUUGCAGGGGGCGGUGUAUCUGGGCGGAGUGGUGGGGGCAGUGUCGAGUUUAGUGUUUGUGGGGAUUGGGAUGGGGUAUGCGACAUAUCUUGGGCAUCUUGGGCACCUCGCCCCACUACGGCUUCUUCAAGACUAGAGUAUUAUCAACGACCCCUAACUGCGCCCGCCAUCUACGCCAUAUCCUCGACCGUCCGCCGCUCGCCCGCCCCAAACUCAAAGCUCCCUACCGACCCCGGCACCACCGUCGACGGCCUCGACUGCGGAAUCGGCCCCAACGCAGUGAUCGGCGCCCCAUAA
This is a messenger RNA of Eremomyces bilateralis CBS 781.70, 2934 nucleotides long. RefSeq lists its product as uncharacterized. Bases 1 to 2934 code for a protein of 977 amino acids. The record is from RefSeq and is a predicted model, not a curated record. NCBI's taxonomy places the organism in Eukaryota, Fungi, Ascomycota, Dothideomycetes, Eremomycetales, Eremomycetaceae. The transcript has 5 exons.